Molecule: messenger RNA, 3456 nt
Organism: Schistocerca gregaria
Lineage: Eukaryota; Metazoa; Arthropoda; Insecta; Orthoptera; Acrididae
Product: piwi-like protein Siwi
Biological process (GO): regulatory ncRNA-mediated gene silencing
Cellular component (GO): P granule
Molecular function (GO): protein binding; piRNA binding
Source: RefSeq, a predicted model, not a curated record
UGCAACAGUGAGCUGCGAGAGGAAUUAACUGUUACUUGUAAUCCACGUUGCUCGAAUCUCAGUCUUUCAUACAGGUUUGAGACCGAAGGAAAUUGAGCACGAUGGAGAGCAGAAGUGUCAUAGGAAGAACUCGUGCCAGGGGUCGAGCGAGGGGACCGGCUAUAGAAGCCAAACCACCAGAAGCUUUGACAAGGACAAGAACUUCUGGCAGGGGUCGUACUACAUCAUUUGACAUGACAGCUGUAGCCAAGUCAUUACCAACAGUUCCAGUUCCAGUCCAGAAAGCACAAGCAGCCCCCAAACGGAAUGUUCAAAGGCAAACACGAGUUGUGGAGGACAGCAUAAUAACAAGACCGGAAUGGUUGUCUAGUAAAAAGGGAAAGUCUGGAACCACAAUCCGGAUGAAUACAAAUUACUUCAAACUGACGUCAAUAACCGACUUUAUGUUGUACCAGUACCGUGUUGACUUUGCACCAGAAGAGGAAACUACAGCUGCAAAAAUACAGCUGUUGAAAAUCCAUAAGGAAGCUCUGGGAGGAUACAUUUUUGAUGGAAGUGUAAUGUUCACAGCAAAGAAGCUAGAUAAGGAUAUAGUGGAGUUGUUCUCCUCGAGAGAAACUGAUGGUACUAAAAUGAGAAUAACAGUUAGGCUUGUUGGUGUAUUAUCUACUGGAGAUCCACAGUACCUCCAGGUUUUCAAUAUCUUGGUGCGCUGGUGCCUGCAAGGAUUGAACCUACAGUUGGUUGGCCGUCACUACUUUGAUGCCCAGUCAAGUGUGCCUAUUAGGAAUUACUCUCUUGAGCUCUGGCCUGGAUACAUAACGUCAAUCCGACAGCACGAAGAUGAAAUACUCAUGUGUACAGAAAUUACUCACAAAGUCAUGCGCAUGGAAACUGUACACGACAUUCUUAAAAGAGUAGUACAAAACAAUCCCCAAAAUUUCAAGGAGGAGUUUAAGAAGAAGGUGAUAGGAUCAAUUGUUUUAACAGACUACUCAAACAAAACAUACAGAGUGGAUGAUGUUGAUUUUACUGUCUCACCAAGAAAUACCUUCACAAGACCAUCUGGAGAAACUUGUUAUAUGGAUUAUUAUAAAAAUGCUUAUGGGAUAAUCAUAAAAGACCAACAACAACCACUACUUGUCUCUCAACCAAAACAAAGGGACCGGAGGAGAGGAAUUAACAACCUGAUUUAUCUGAUUCCUGAAUUGUGCCGCACAACAGGUAUCACUGAUGAAAUGAGGUCAAAUUUCAGCCUCAUGCGAGCAUUAGCUGAACAUACCCGCCUCGGACCAGCUACUCGCCAGGAAAGGCUACGUAAAUUUCAAGACCGUUUAAGAACAAAUCCACAGGUACAGAAAGAUCUGAAGCAGUGGAACAUGUCGCUCAGUGAUGAGCUGGUGACAGUACCAGCGAGGGUUUUGGAUCCUGAAAAAAUAUAUUUGCAGAAGGCACAAUGCACUGUUGGACAAAAAAAUGAUUGGACUCAGGAAGUAAAAUCUAGAGGUCUUCUAAGUGCUCCUGUACUCAAGAAAUGGGGAAUUCUGUGCCCAAAUUCACAGUUACGAGCUUGUAAGGAAUUUCAAUUCACUCUUCAGAAAGCUGCUGCAGCCAUUGAUUUUAAAAUUGAAGAUGGUGUAAUGUAUUCAGUUCAAGAAGAACAAGGGAUUGCGGGCUACAUCCAAGCUUUGGACCAUUUGUUGUCAUCUUUUACUCCUCAAAUAAUAUUAAUAAUCUUGCAAAACAAACGAGCUGAUAGAUACAAUGCAUUGAAACGAAGAUGCUGUGUGGAUAGAGCUGUUGCUACACAGGUUGUUCUCCUGAAAAACACAAGGGGAAAAAACAUUUUUUCUGUUGCCUCAAAAAUAGUAAUUCAAAUGUGUUGUAAAAUUGGAGGAGCUCCUUGGAGUGUAGAAAUACCACUAAGUGGUCUAAUGGUUGUUGGCUUUGAUGUUUACCAUGACACAGCAAGUCGUGGAGUCUCCAUUGGUGCUCUUGUAGCAUCCAUGAACAAGGCUCUGAGUAGAUACUUCUCUGCUGUGAGCUACCAACAUUCUGGUGAAGAGCUAUCUAAUGAACUGAGUAUUAAUAUGUGCAAGGCUCUUCAAAAAUUUCAAACAAUGAAUGGCUCCUUGCCAGAAAGAAUAAUAAUUUAUAGGGAUGGUGUGGGGGAAGGUCAGAUCCCCUUCGUCAUGGAACAUGAAGUUGAACUAUUAAAGGGACGUUUGAAGGAAAUAUAUGGGGGUCGUACUGCUAAAAUGACUUUCAUAAUUGUUACAAAAAGGAUAAAUUCAAGAGUAUUCCAUGAUAAACAGAAUCCUCCACCUGGGACCAUUGUGGAUGAUGUAAUAACACUUGCUCAGAGAUACGACUUCUUUCUUGUAUCACAAUCAGUGCGCCAAGGGACAGUGAGUCCAACAUCUUACAAUAUUAUUUAUGACCACCUUGGCUUGGAUCCGGAUAAAAUACAGCGUCUCACAUAUAAAUUGACUCACAUGUACUUCAACUGGAGUGGCACAGUGAGAGUACCGGCACCAGUUCAAUAUGCUCACAAGUUGGCAUUUUUGGUAGGACAAUCUCUCCACACUCGACCAAGCAAUGCAUUAGAGGAUUUUCUGUAUUUCCUGUAGAGAAUUUGGUAUUUUGAUGGGAAUCUUGAUAGUGAGUAUGACUGCUGAUGAAACAUGAUGAUUCUAUUAUCAUGUACCUACUAAUAACAGGAGUAGUUUUUCCUUCUUAAAGGCAAAAAAUUAGAGUUAGCAACAAAUCAUAUAUAAUUGUUUUUGAGGUGCAGUGCUGAAAAUGGUGCUUCUGGUACAAGCUUUCAUUGUUUCCUUCAUCAGUUGUAAAGGAUACAUCAUUAAAAGUAAACUUUGUCAAGGAAGUGAAAUUCACAAAUCACUGUUAUUCUGUAACAGUUCAUAUACAACAUGUGUAAGUAAUAGUGUGUUCUUAAAUAUGUAAUUCUAAUGAACAUAGUGCAGAACUGAAACCAACUGAUUAUGUGUAUUUUAUUUUUCAUUCUCUCUCUUAAUAUGCAGAGAAUACUACUACUAAUAAUAAUAUAUAUUAAAAUACUUUGGUUUCAGUUGUUUAAGAAAUUGUGUGAGUUUAUCAUUUCUUGCAGUAUCUGUCUCACAACUUUUGUAUAUUUUGUUAAGAACGUUUUUAUGCAAUCUGUGUGGAAAUUAUGUAUUAUUGUGGCAAGGAAAAAACUGAUUCAGUAUCUGUAAAUUAAUGAAUGAAUAAAUUACAUAGAUACUGAAUUAGUAAUUCCUCUGGUUUUAUACAAUGUUUGUUGUUUCUUGUAAUGACACCAAUGGUUAUGUAAGGAAAGUUAACUAAUGCCACAAAUGUGUGACUCUUUAAUUCAUUGAAAUUAUUAAAUCUGAUUUGGUUGUUGUAAUGAAGUACUACAGUAAUUAAUAAUAACAAAACUUGUAAUAUGUUUGUUUU